Molecule: messenger RNA, 1848 nt
Organism: Ambispora leptoticha
Lineage: Eukaryota; Fungi; Glomeromycota; Glomeromycetes; Archaeosporales; Ambisporaceae
Source: the annotation of a GenBank genome assembly
AUGGCCAGUAAAAUCAUUGUCGUUGGAGGUGGCUUAUCUGGACUUUCGGCCGCUCAUACCGUUCUAGAGCACGGUGGUAAUGUGCUUGUGCUUGACAAAAAUUCUUUCUUUGGUGGUAAUUCAACAAAGGCCACAUCUGGAAUAAACGGCGCCUUAACAAGAACACAAAUAGCUCUGGGCAUUAAAGAUUCGGUAGAAGCCUUUGCAGAGGACACCACGAAAUCUGCGCGUGACCUUGCACGACCUGACCUAAUCAAAGUUUUAACGGGAAAUUCGGCCUCAGCUGUCGAAUGGCUUCAAGAGAAAUUCAAAUUAGAUUUAUCGUUAGUUGCCCGCUUAGGAGGGCAUUCACAUCCACGUACUCAUCGUGGAAAAGAAAUGUUCCCUGGCAUGACAAUCACGUAUGCUCUUAUGGAGCUUUUGGAAGAAUUUGCUGAAAAAGAACCAAAUCGAGUUCGGAUUCUCAAGAAAGCUCGAGCCACUAAACUCAUCAAAGAAGGUGAUGCAGUUGUAGGUGUUGAAUAUGUAAAGGACGGUAAUACAUUCGUAGAAUACGGUCCAGUUAUCCUUGCAACAGGCGGAUAUGCGGCAGAUUUCACAGAGGACUCGUUACUCAAAAAAUACCGGCCAGAUAUUUAUGAUUUGCCAACAACCAACGGCGAGCAUUGUACAGGCGAUGGUCAUAAAAUGGUUCUUGCAAUUGGUGGCAAGGGAAUCGAUUUAGAGAAAGUUCAGGUUCACCCGACUGGUUUAGUCGACCCAAAAGAACCCGAUGCCAAAAUUAAAUUCUUGGCUGCUGAAGCACUUCGUGGUGUUGGUGGACUUCUCUUGAAUGCAGAAGGCAAACGAUUCUGUGAUGAACUGGGUCGUCGUGAUUAUGUCACUGGAGAAAUAUGGAAAACUAAAUCUCCUGUUCGGCUUGUUCUCAAUGGCAAAGCGUCAAAAGAGAUCGAAUGGCAUUGCAAACAUUAUGUCGGUCGUGGAUUGAUGAGAAAAUUUAGCGGAAAAGAGCUUGCCAAGGAAAUCGGAAUUUCCCCGGCACAAUUAAAAGCAACAUUUGACGAUUAUAAUGAAAUUGCCGAAGGUAGAAAGCAAGAUCCUUAUGGCAAGAAAUUCUUCCAUAAUCCUCCAUUCACAUUAGAAGACACAUUCCAUGUUGCUAUAAUGAGUCCUGUGUUGCAUUAUACUAUGGGUGGUGUCGAGAUUAAUGGUGACGCUGAAGUCAAGAGCGUCGAAGGUAAAGUUAUCCCGGGACUUUAUGCCACUGGUGAAUUGGCUGGUGGUGUGCAUGGUGCGAAUCGUCUGGGUGGCUCUUCUCUCUUGGGAUGUGUAGUAUUUGGGCGUGUUGCUGGAGAUUCUGCGGCUAGCUAUUUAUUGCAUAAUUUAUCUUCCAUCGAAACCGCGAAUCGUCGUCUUGAUCAAAUUGCACAUCAUCUCGGUUCAUACGAAACCAAAAUUUCUGUAGAUCCAAGCUCUCAAAAAGUCAAUGUUGAGAUUUCUUGGGCUCAGAAAGGAUCUGCUGCAAUCACAUCAACUGCGUCAACUGCUUCUGCACAAACUCAAGUUCCCACAUCUACACCCGCAGCCCCGGCUCCGGCCCCGGUGGAGCUCAAAUCUUACACACUUGAGGAUGUUGCCAAACAUAAUAAAGAAAAUGACUGUUGGGUAGCUGUUAAUGGACAAGUAUUAGACGUUACGAAAUUUUUGCCUGAACAUCCUGGCGGCAAGAAAGCUAUCCUCCUUUACGCCGGUCGUGAUGCGACCGAGGAGUUCAAUAUGCUUCAUGACAAGAAUGUUAUUCAAAAAUACGCUCCAGAUACUGUAAUUGGUAAAUUGGUCGAGAGUUAA